AAGUAUACCAAGUCGCACCGGUACUAUUUCGACAAACUGACAGUACUACUCUAUUUUCAUCAGACAACUUCUAUCAAGCAACCCCUUUACUCUCCCAUUCAAUCAUGGCCCGCACCAUCCUCAUCGCCGGCGCAACCGGCAACACUGGCCGCAGCGUUGUAGAAACGCUACCAAGCCUACUAGCCUCCAGCAAUACUCUAUCCGACCACCGCGUCAUCGCCCUCACACGUUCCCUCGAUGGUCCAGUCGCCCAAGCCUUCGCCAAACUGCCCGACGUGGAAGUCAUCGAGCAGAGCUGGGUCGAAAUCACUGCCGACUGGCUGCGCAAGCACGAGGUCGUCCGAGCCUUCAUCGCUUCACACAACGACCCGAACCAAUUCGCCGAAGAGUCCACUUUCCACCAGGCUGCCCUCAAAGCUGGCGUCGAGUACGUCGUACGGAUCUCAACCACUGCCCCCAACGUUCGCCCGGACUCUAAUGCCUACUAUCCGCGUUCCCACUGGGCCAUCGAGGCGCUCUUGGGCUCGGAGGAAUACAGCACCUUAAAGUGGACGUCCCUCCAGCCUAACGCCUUCUCGCAAUUCUACUUCUCCUCUGCCCUCGAGUUCAUCAAGAAGUUCCGCGAGACCGGAAAGCAGGAUACACUGGGGCUGAUGGCCGCCAAGGAUGCACCUGUUGGCAUCAUCGAUCCCGCGGACGUCGGUGUCUUUGCGGCCCACCUUCUCGCUCAAGACGAUGUGUCGGUGCACAACAAGGCUAAAUAUGUGAUGAACGGACCGGAGGAUAUCACCGGGGAGCAACUCGUGGGCAUGGUCGAGCAGCAGAUCGGAACGCGGGUUGAGAAUGUGAGUUACAAGGACAUGUCGUUUCUCGAUUCUUACCUGGAGUUCCGGUUCGCGGGAACCCAGGAUUCCAAGAACGUCGUCUCCUCAAUAAAGCAUGCCCUGGAGGUGGUGUGGGAGGGAAAGUGCUCGGCUUCUACUACCAGUAAGGAAGUGCUGGAGCUUGCUGCGCCGAAGCGUACGCCUGCCGAUGUGUGGAAGGACAUGCUGGAGGGAUAGAGAGAUGAUAUACUCUGUUGACUGCUUC
Aspergillus steynii IBT 23096 is the source of this 1089-nucleotide messenger RNA. RefSeq names its product NmrA-like family protein. The transcript has a single exon. Bases 105 to 1061 code for a protein of 318 amino acids. NCBI's taxonomy places the organism in Eukaryota, Fungi, Ascomycota, Eurotiomycetes, Eurotiales, Aspergillaceae. The record is from RefSeq and is a predicted model, not a curated record.